AUUCUUCGACUAUUUGAUCAAUCCGGAUUCCCCCCGACUGUGAACUAUUUAUUCCUUGGCGAUUAUGUGGAUCGUGGUCAGCAGAAUUUAGAAUGCAUAGGAUUGAUAUUUUGUUACAAGGUUGGUUUCAAGUCGCAGAUCAAAUAUCCUGGUAACUUUUUCGCCCUCCGUGGAAAUCACGAAUGCUCACCAAUUAAUCGUGUUUAUGGAUUUUUUGAAGAAUGCAAUCGACGGUAUCAGAGCACUCGAUUGUGGUUGCAAUUCCAGCUCAAGUCUCUUGAACAACUCCGGAAUAUAACUCGCCCUAUAGAUCCGCCAAAUCCUUCAUUACAUAUCGAUUUACUAUGGAGCGAUCCUGACAACUACACAAAGGGAUGGGCAUCAAAUUCUCGAGGUGUAUCGUAUGUUUUUGGCAAAGACGUGGUGUUCGAAAUGAAUUCCAUUCUCAACAUCGAGUUGGUCGCCAGAGCUCAU
Molecule: messenger RNA, 474 nt
Organism: Ostertagia ostertagi
Lineage: Eukaryota; Metazoa; Nematoda; Chromadorea; Rhabditida; Trichostrongylidae
Source: the annotation of a GenBank genome assembly